GGAGUGUUCUCUUUUUUUUUUUUCUCUCUUUUUUUUCUCCACUCCACUCGUUUCUAGUCCGCACCCGUGUCCUUUCUCAUCCCGCCUCCUCCCUCAUCACCCACAUUCUACUCAUUCUUUCACAUCCUUUCAAAUGACUUCCGCUCAUGGCAGGAGUCGCAGGUCUGCAACACUAAGCAACCUCCCAUCAGUCCCUCCACCUCCCCCGCCUGGUCAUCCAACCCAGCCAGUCCAUUCUCUCAGCCUCCUCAACCACCACUACCACUCUCACCUCCAACAGCAUCAUCUUCCAGAUCAACAACAACCACACGACUCAAGGGAUUCAUACUCUCCUGCUCAUCCCAUCCAAGUGAUCCAGCGAUCGCGUCCAGCUGGCCAACCAGAAACUCGGGCCGAUAGCAAUUGGAGAAGCAUAUUCGAUGCUGCCUUGGUCAAGGCUCAGCAGGCUGUUCAGCUGGACGAGCUCGGCGAGAGCACAGUCGCAGCGAACCUAUAUGCCCAAGCUGCCAACGAUCUCGGGCGUGUCAUCCCUCUAUGCGGGAGCGAGAAGAAGAAGCAAUCGAUGCUUGCCAUCCAAGCGAUCUAUCUCGAUAGGGUCAUCCAGUUAAAGGCGGGGGCUACGGGGAAGACGAAUCAGCCAUCCUCGUCCUCAUCCUCGAACUCGACCUCGGUCAAUCACAGUCAGAGUCAAUCUCAGGAGACCCGCUAUUCUCUCCCAAAUGGCAGGGAAGUCCCCUACGGACACGAAGAUCAAUAUCCCACUCAAGAUAUCUAUCGCCAGCAGGACCCUUAUGGACACCAGUACCAGCAGUACCAGCAGUACCAACCACCUACAUCUCAGCCACCAGCAACAGCCCAGCAGCCAUCGCAUACGGAUGACCGUGAUAAAGGAUUAAGGACAUCUGGAAAGAAGAGAUCUAAGACUCAGCUCUCUGCUCCAAAACCACUAGACUUCGUGCAGGAGAAUUACAGCAACUCUGGCAGCAAUGGAAAUGGCAAUGGCAAUGGUAAUUUAUAUGGCUCAUACAAUUCAUAUGGAGAUUACUCACAAUCCGGCAACGGUGGGUACAUCUCGCCGCCCCACACCGCACCAACCAGCUCUCCAAGUCCUCCGCCGGUCGUUGUCUCACCCAUCUUCAUCGCACAUACACCUUCGCCCACUCCUCCAACCUCGCAAACCACCGAACAGCCGCAGGAGCUACCACCCACGUCUGGAAAAUCCUCACGCUGGCGACCGUUCGGCAAAAAGAAAUCAAAAUCCUUCUCAGCCGGAGAGACAGCGGGCUCUGGCCCCUAUCAGUCUCCCAAUGAUCAUGAGCCGCCUUCGGUCCCGUCGAUGCCGCUUGAAAUUCAGCGACCUUCGUUUCAACUCAAUAAUCUCGUUGAUCCGACCGAUCGAGAGGAUUUGUAUUCACAGCAGCACGCCGAUUGGUUUGUCGAUCAAGGAGAUGGCCCAUUUCCAAUAGAGGAUUAUGAACAUUUAACGCGGUAUUAUGACGAUGAUGAGGAUGGCGAUGUCGACCCAUAUUAUAUCGCGGACACCAAAGGACGGGCGCGCGCUUUUGAGGGCAAGGAUGCCGGCUUGACCAAGGCCUCUCCAGCGAUUGUCUCUGUAGAAGAUUCAACGAAAAAGUCACGAACGAAGCCAGCACUCACCCACAAGACAUCGUCUUAUUCUAACGAGCAACCUUUUGCACCGACAUUCUCGCCGAACGGUUAUUCUCAGGGUACUGUGAAUCAGGCGGACUACUACGUUCAAGAAACCAACAUGUUCACCUCAAAUGACCGCAGCUUUCAGCAAGAGUAUGGCGACCCAUAUUAUACUGGGGGCCAGUUUGACCAACAACACCAGCAGCAGUACGAUCAGCAGACACCAUUCGAUCACACAAUUCAACUACAGCAUUCGCCUUAUAGUGUUGAUCCCAGCUUGAUAAAGACAGGAUCGGCUCCGGAACUCCAGCAUCUCAACCAGCGUGGUACCGGUGAACCUGAGGAGCCACACGACGGCGAAAAGGCGAAAUCAAGGAACAAAUGGUUCAGUAAGAAGAAGAAAAAGGACGGACCGGCUGAAACGUUUGAUGAAGUCGCUAAAUUGAUGGAUGAGGCACUCUUUGGAGGUGGAUCGUCUAUUCCCCGCAAGAAGAAUAAAGGCAAGGAUAAGGAUAGGGAAAAGGACAAGGACAAGGACAAGGACAAGGACAAGGGAAAGGGAAAGGCAGACGAAGUGGACAUGAGUACGCAGUUCGCGAUGGAGGAGGACAGAACCUCAUCCGAUACGCCCAUCCCUCCCAACAGUCUACCCAUGAUCCUUCCACCGAAGGACUCGCUAUCAGAGUAUGACAUAAGGACACCCUAUGACGCUCACGGCCCAAACCUGGAUGGAACCUUCAUGGACGAUCGGCUACAUUAUUAUGGCGAGAGUUCAGGCUCGCAGAGUCAACAGCAACAUCAUCAGCAACAACAGCUCGCUUCGCCGUCGAUCCCAGAGCCGUUUCCAAUGUCUUCGUCGACGGAUGCACUGCAUUCCCCAACACCACUGCCCCUACAGACUGCGCAGACGCCCAAGGCACUUGUACCUAUUGCAUAUGCACCCAGAACAACGUAUACGCCACCACCAAAGAAGCAGGACACCAUGGCAACACCGACCCAGGCCCCUUCGCCUGCGACACCAGAACUGGACCUACAGCUACAGCCGCAGAAUGCGCCUGAAGCCAUCGCCGGAAAUCAAGACAUCAUGACCAUCGCCCCGGAACCAGUCAAAAAAUCUAAGAACCGGCCGUUCAACAUGUUCAAGGUCAAGAAGAGCGGAAGCAAACUGUCUCUCGACGAGACCCUGCCACUCUCGCCGACGUUUAAUCAGACAGGGUUUAGCCUUGGCGAGGAUGUCAAGUCUGUCCACAGCGACAAAACGAGGAAGAGCUCGAUCCAGAGUAACGAGCGCAAGGCGAUCGAUGUCGUUGCAGCAGCUCACUCGAAGGACAGUAAGCAGAAAAGGGAGAGUGACGAAUACGUUCCCUAUGAGUAUCAGGAAGAAUUAGAAGGACCGCUCAUGGAGAGAGUCGAGGUUCCGGAGAGCCGAGAGAUCAUCGGCUUUGUCAUGCCUGUGGAGGAGCUGAUUGACUACGAUAUGGAGGGCAAUGAAGAAGCCGCGCUCGACAACUGGGAUUCCUGGGUCAGUCAACUCGAGUCCUUCGAGAAGGUUCUCUCUGACAAGGGUCUGAAGAAGAAAAAUAGCAAGCGAUCCAAAAAGGAAAAGAAGAAAGAGAAGGAGCUGGAAAUGACCGCGAUCAAAGAAGACCAAAAGUCGAUCUCCUCACCUACCUCACCCUUCAGCUCCCUCAAGGCUAACCGGUCCCGAUCCAGCAUCUUCAGUACCAGCACAGUCGGUCGACCCAGCACCAGUACAAACUCAUCCUAUGAUGCCAACGAGACCCGUCUGAUCGGCAUGUACGAGAAUAUAGGCAAUAUCGCUGGUGGCAAUAAUGGGGCGAACAGAUAUUCAUUCGCGUCCUCGAGAUCGAGUGCGGUCGUGUUGGGCAAUGAUCUGACGAUUCAACAAAUGUCGUUCCAGCAGGCCAAGAAGCGUUGGUGGAACCCGAAGCGCAAGGAAACCACGUCGCUCUACACUGUCUCGGACGCCUUUUCGGUUCCAGAGCAGGAUCAGGAAAGAUAUCUGGCCACGCUUUUGAAGAGCAAUCAGGAUCAGGAGGACAAGGAUUUUCAGAAACAGGAACAAGAACAGGAAAAUCCGGAGACGACCACACCGGAGGCGGAUCAGGGGCGUGAGGAUGCAUUGAACGCGCUGUGGGAGAACAGCAAGGCCAUCAUGUCUUUGCCUAUCCCGCAAUCACCAAUAACUCCCACGAGCACACAGGGAUUCCCACCUGCUCGCGGCAUCGAGCCGUUCCAGCCCAACCCAGCACCUAUACCUGAGGAAUCCGCUACUGCUACAGUCGAGGAAGAAUCAUCGUUCAAACCAGUACCUGAGCCAGCGCCAAAGCCAAAGCCAAAUAAGAGCAACAAACCCAAGCUCCUACCAAUCUCAACCCCACUCUCCCAACUUCUCCAGAUUUCCAACCCGGAUGAGCUCUGGCAAUACGUCCAGCAGGCAAAAACCUAUGCUACCACGCGAAUGAAUAAGGGCGAUAAGCGGUCCGCUGCAAUUGCGCUGAAGCGCGCCCAGGCUCUCGAGGCCCGGUGGCAAGAGAUCUUGUUAGAGAUGGCCUCAAGCGAUGAGGACGAGGACGGGCUCCUGGACGACUACGAUGAUGACGAGGAAGAGGAUGAGGAUGAGGACGAGGACGAGGAGAAGGAUGGGGUCGACGAGCAGGAACAGGAGAAAAAACAGGCUGCGGCCUCAUUGGAUGCAAAGGUCUCUAUCACCGCUGCAACUCUUUCGGACGCUACAGGAAUUGCAACCUUAGUUCCUUCUGGACCCACUCCUACUGUCCCAGCUGUCAACUCCAUUAAUGAUGAUGAAGAAACCGACGAUGACCAUGAAGAUGACGAAGAACAGGCCCGUCGCCGUAUGCUGCAAGUCCGCAAAGUCACCAGCCGGAGCGAUAGCGCCCCAAACAUGUACUCCAAGUACAAAGUCUCCAACAAACCCACUACCACCAGUGCAGGUGAUGAUGGCGACUCCAAGGACGAUAAUACCCUAUCAAAGAACGACGACGGACAGCUCGGUCCCGACGCAACCAUGGAGCAAAUGCUGGCGACGACAAACAAGGACCACCUGACCUACUAUAUACAGAGAUUGAAGACUGACACCGUGGCCAAGGCCAGGGGCGGAAGCAAGUUCGCAGCUUUGGAGGGAAUGAAGAACGUCAAGGUUUUGCAGCAGCGUCUGGCUGAGCUCGAGCAGGACGAAACAGAAGAUACGGAUAAAGAGGUGGGCGAGUGAGGGUGGAAGGCUGCUAUCCCAAUGGAUGCUAUACCGUACAUAUAUCGUAAUAAACACUGCCUCUCCCUCUCCC
Gamsiella multidivaricata is the source of this 4976-nucleotide messenger RNA. RefSeq lists its product as uncharacterized. Bases 134 to 4903 code for a protein of 1589 amino acids. The transcript is spliced from 4 exons. The record is from RefSeq and is a predicted model, not a curated record. NCBI's taxonomy places the organism in Eukaryota, Fungi, Mortierellomycota, Mortierellomycetes, Mortierellales, Mortierellaceae.